GCCCUGCCGGCACUUAGAGGUGGCGGCGGCCAUGUUGCAAUGGCGGCUCCGGGCGCCGCUGCUGACCCGGGCAGGUGCCGCCGGUGUCACCAUGGCCCGGGCCGGCCUCAAGAAGCUGGUGAUGCCCCCGGACUACAGCGGUAUCGUGAUCCCGGAGAAGCCGAAGCUGAAGUUCCUGGAGAGGGCUCCGGCAGUGCCCAAGGUCCGCAGGGAACCGCGGCGGCUCCGGGACAUCCGGGGCCCAUCCCGGGAGGCCACUGACUUCACCCAGGGGCAGUUCGGGAUCCUGGCGCUGGGUGGGGGCUACCUGCGCUGGGGCCACCUGGAGAUGCUUCGCUUGACCAUCGGACGCGCCAUGGAUCCCAGAUCCACCUUCGCCAUCUGGCGCGUGCCGGCGCCCACCAAACCGGUGACCAGGAAGAGCCUCGGGCACCGCAUGGGGGGGGGCAAGGGCCCCAUAGACCACUAUGUGACCCCAGUGAAGAGCGGGCGGCUGGUGGUGGAGCUGGGCGGGCGCUGCGAGUUCCAGGAGGUGGCUCCGUUCCUGCUGCGGGCGGCUCGGAAGCUGCCGUUCCCUGCGGUUCCCAUCAGCAGGGCUGGACUGGAGCGGAUGCGUCGGGAGGAGGAGGAGAGGAGGGUCGGGAAUGAGAACCCCUGGACCUUCGAGCGCAUGGUGAGAGCCAAUAUGCUGGGGAUGAGGAGGUACCUGAGCCCCUGUGACCUGCACUGGCAUGGGCGAUACUGGGGCAAGUUCUUCCUGCGGCACAGGGUGUGAGGGUGGGAAGGGAUUAAAGCUUCCUGAGGGAU
Molecule: messenger RNA, 807 nt
Organism: Melopsittacus undulatus (budgerigar)
Lineage: Eukaryota; Metazoa; Chordata; Aves; Psittaciformes; Psittaculidae
Gene: MRPL16
Product: mitochondrial ribosomal protein L16
Exons: 4
Coding region: 32-775 (247 amino acids)
Biological process (GO): mitochondrial translation
Cellular component (GO): mitochondrial large ribosomal subunit; ribosome
Molecular function (GO): structural constituent of ribosome; rRNA binding
Source: RefSeq, a predicted model, not a curated record